Molecule: messenger RNA, 3149 nt
Organism: Pygocentrus nattereri (red-bellied piranha)
Lineage: Eukaryota; Metazoa; Chordata; Actinopteri; Characiformes; Serrasalmidae
Gene: cenpt
Product: centromere protein T
Exons: 13
Coding region: 628-3006 (792 amino acids)
Biological process (GO): mitotic cell cycle; kinetochore assembly; chromosome segregation
Cellular component (GO): kinetochore
Molecular function (GO): DNA binding; protein heterodimerization activity
Source: RefSeq, a predicted model, not a curated record
UACUAAAGUACAGAAACCAAUUACAUUUACUCAGUUACUCAGUUACUGUCCACCACUGCUAACUAACGGUAAGUCGUUAAAUCGGCGGGUUUAUUACAUUACAUUACAUUACAUUUACUCAGUAACUGAGUAAUUGAGUAACUGAGUAAAUGUAAUUAGUUUCUGUACUUGAUGCGCCUGUUGAUCUCAGCAUCGUAUGCGCAGUGCGCAGUAAGCGGGGAAAAAGGCUCCUGCAGCCCCUCGAGCAGCUUAACGCUACUCAAAUGCACCCGGUAAACACUUUAAAGCGCUGAAAACCUCCCGCGGACGCUUUCGCUCGCUGGACGCCGCCUAAACACGGACGACACGCGUAGCUGCAGAGAUAACGUCUGAUAUUAACUGCAUCAACUCGGCGAAGUAAGGCGCGGAAACGCACUGCCGAAACUACAUAUCCCAUGAAGCUCUCGUGUGCGCGUCUCAGGGCGGGAGACUACGUCAUAGGGUGCGUGGUUUGAACGCUUUCUGGCUUCGUCGAGUUCUGGGAUGAGUAGAUUCGGCCCGUUUGCCCGGUUCUGCGGCUCCUCGGCGGUCGUUGAGCGGUCUUAGGGCUGUUUUUAAAACUUGUUUGCUGCGGUUUGCGAGUCUGUGAUGGAUUCGGUCGAGGAGGACGUGUCCGCUCGGGUUCUGCUGAGGAACGUUCUGCACUCGGAGCCGGCCCGGUCUCCGGUAACCAGAAGCGUGGCUCGUAAUGCCACAGUUUCCCUUGUGCGGAGGAGCUCUAGAGUGAGGAACACCCCUGGGAACGAGAGCCCUCAAGUCGCUCUUCGGAAGAAGCUCAAACAGAAGCUUCAUGAGAGUGCUACUCAGUCACCACUCCCUCCCAGCAAAAGGCCAAGGUCACAGGGCCGAGCUGUGAAGACACCAGCAGUGGCUUCGUCCUCGCUGUAUGAUGAGGACAUCACACCUCGUGGUCUGCUCAGGGGCAUCAUCCAGACAGAGGCUGAGGCGUCUCUGCUGCUGUCUGGUCAGCCUGCGGUACCAGAGGCCAACCAGCAAAUCGUGGAGACUAGCCUCCAUAGCAACAGACAAAGUGAAGGCCCAUCUGGUCUUGAGUUGCCUGACUUGGUCACAGAGCCACUAAGUACUGUGAUUAGGGGGAUGAGUCGUAGGAGGCCGCCACCCACCUUCAAUGUGUCCGCUUUUGAGAGACAGCUGGACCAACAAACAGGUGAAGAAGAGAAUGAUGUCACUCAGGAGAAUACAGAGGAGACUGUGGAGCAGGAUCUUUCUGCUGGAUGUAAGAGUGUUCUGAGCCUCACCUUGAAGACUCCGUUUAUGAACGUUCAGUCUGAGAGGGUAGGCUUACGGCGAAAGGCAGCCACUCGAAGGCAGCCUUCUGUGGAUGCGUUUGAUGAGGCUGUCCAGAAACGCUUUGAGAGGCAUUGCAAUCAAGAUUAUACAGUAGUACAGGAUGGAAAGACUCUUGGAGAUUCUGAUUGGCAGAAGUUCACUCUUGGACUGAGCAAUGUCACAAUGCCUGACCUCACCACAGACAUUGUCAUGAGCAACACAGAACUCUACCUCCAACCAACGGUUUCUGCAUCUGUGUUGAAGGACGAUGAUGAUGGGCCUCCAGAGGUGGGUAGAUGUGAGGAUGGAAAAGCAUAUGAGACCAACAGAAUGGGAGGUGAACAUCAAGAGGAGCAAGUAGUGGAUGACUUUCAGGACAAACUAAAUGAGCAUUUGAGCAAAGUCUGUGAAACUGAGCCUGAACCCUUCCAAGAAAUGGAAGACCCAGAAACAGUCUCUCAGAUACAGGAAGAAAAGGAAGGGCUGGACGUAAUACCUUCAUCACAAGAGAAUGAGCCAGUCAGUUUGAGUCCUGAGGAGUUGCCAUUUGCACCAACUCAGGCAAUGACCGAGCCUGUCCCUCAGAUUCAGGAACAUGAGGGGAAAGUAUCUGACAUACAGGAAUCAGAGGUGGAAAAAAGUGAGAUGAGAGAAAGUGAGGAGGAACUUCCAUCACAAGUAUUGGAGCGGAUCACUCGGAGAGCCUACCACUCAGAGGGUGGAGCAGUUGUGGCUGGAAUAACAGCAAGAGGGAGAAGCACUAAAAGCCUUGGGGCAGAACAGUAUCCCACAGGUAAAGAACUGCAAAGUUUUACUAAUGCAAGUGCUGCAGAGGAGUUACCUCACUUGCACGAGGAACCAAAUAUCAGCCCUGCCUCAGCAUCCACCUCCCCCACUAUGAAGCCCUAUUUGUCUGAGAUGCAUCAGACCAGUCUGGCAGAAGUUCAGGUUGAUGAAGUGGAAGAUCAUACUGAAGGAAAUACUAGCAAACCAUUUGAGAUGCAUCAGACCAGUUUGGCAGAAGUUCAAGAUGAUGAAGUGAAAGGUGUUACUCAAGGAGAUAAUAGCAUGUCAGAAGAUGAAAAUAUUGUGACAUCUCCCGGCCAUCACAGCCCCACCCCAGACUUACCUGCUGACGAGGAGGAGCAGCAAGAGGAAGAUGAUGAGGAAGAUGCACAUAGUGAAGGUAGUGAAGAGCUGUCUAUGCAAACUCCUGCUUUCAUUAGACAAAGAAAGGAAGUACCAACUCCCGGCACACUGCGUACUCCCACAGUGCUUAAAGUUUUGAACACAGGCCCUGCCCCAAAGGUUGUGAAGCCUCGACCCAGACAGAAGACUCGGCCCGCCUCUCAUGUCCUUCCCAAGAGUUAUGUUAUGAGUGUGUUUAAGCAUUUUGCCAAAACCAAGGUGGCCAGUGACGUGUACCCAGUCAUCAACGAAAUACUGCAGAAAUACUUUGACCGUCUAGCGGAUGAUCUGGAGGCUUAUUCUGCUCAUGCAAAGAGGAAAACCAUUGAGAUUGAAGAUGUUGAACUUCUCAUGAGAAGGCAGGGCUUUGUGACUGACAGCGCCCCAGUCAAUGUAUUGAUUGAGAAGUUCCUCCCUCUCGAGUAUAGGAAGCUCCUCAUACCGGUGGCAACCAGUGGAAACAAAGUCAUUCCCAAUCAAAGGAGAUGAAUCUUCCACAACAUCUUCUUUGCUCUUCUUUUUGUUUCGUCUGUAUAGCUGUCUCUUCUAUGUCUUGGCAUUUACAUGUUGGUUAAUGUGGUUUUUAAUGUUUUUGGCUGCCUUUUUUUUUUUUUUCUUCAAUAUAUCAGACU